GAGCUCCGCGGAGUUCGUGCGCUGCGUGAGGAGAGAGUGAGCAGCUUUCGGAGGAGUCGGUGCGCGGCGGAGCGGCGUGUUUUCGGGCGUUCAGGGCUGAUAUCUGCGGUCUUCCAUCAUGCAUGUGGACUUCGAGAAGCUGCGGAUGAGCGGCGCGGGGAAAGCCAUCGCGGUGCUGACGAGCGGCGGAGACGCGCAGGGUAUGAACGCCGCCGUCCGCGCUGUAACACGCAUGGGCAUUUACGUGGGCGCUAAGGUCUACCUGAUUUACGAGGGUUAUCAGGGUCUGGUGGACGGAGGAGAUCACAUCAAACUCGCCAACUGGCAGAGCGUCACCAACAUCAUCCAGCUGGUGAGACGUGCUUUCAGUGCGUGUGAAAAUCACUCAGACAGAAACUCCACGAAGAACAAAAAAGGUUGAUUAAUAACAAAAUAGAGUCGGAUGGAGGGCUUGAGGAAAUGCUAGAAAUAUGGAGCAAGUCAUAUUUUAAUUACAGAUAAAGACAAAUAUAAUAAUUUUAUGAAAAUGCUCUAUU
Messenger RNA from Puntigrus tetrazona (Sumatra barb), 536 nucleotides. Its product is annotated as ATP-dependent 6-phosphofructokinase, liver type-like. Gene Ontology annotation, molecular function: ATP binding; 6-phosphofructokinase activity; identical protein binding. Gene Ontology annotation, cellular component: membrane; 6-phosphofructokinase complex. The transcript is spliced from 3 exons. Gene Ontology annotation, biological process: fructose 6-phosphate metabolic process; canonical glycolysis; fructose 1,6-bisphosphate metabolic process. Bases 119 to 421 code for a protein of 100 amino acids. Lineage: Eukaryota; Metazoa; Chordata; Actinopteri; Cypriniformes; Cyprinidae. The record is from RefSeq and is a predicted model, not a curated record.